AGAGCGUGCAGAUCGUGCUUGAGCCUGCAAGAGACGUUCCAGCCAUGUGCUCACCAACCAAGAGGACCCAGUGGAGGGAGGACCUGCAGCAUUUCCGCAAAGACCAUGGCUUCAGCAAGAAAGUCCUGCUCAACUGCUGCCUGGUGCGGCGCAUCAUCACAUGGGCCUCCCCAAACCCUAAAGACAGCGUUGAAGAUGAGCUUGAACUAUCUGCAGUCCGCCACCGCCCCGAGGGCCUGGAACAGCUUGAAGCCCAGACACGUUUCUCCCGCAAGGAGCUGCAGAUCCUCUACCGCGGCUUCAAGAAUGAGUGCCCCAGCGGCGUUGUGAACGAGGAAACCUUUAAAGACAUCUACUCACAGUUCUUCCCACAAGGAGAUGCUUCAACGUACGCACAUUUCCUGUUCAAUGCAUUUGACACAGAUCACAAUGGCUCUGUGAGUUUUGAGGAUUUUGUUAUGGGCCUUUCUAUCCUCCUGCGAGGCACAAUCCAGGAGAAACUGAACUGGGCUUUCAACCUGUAUGAUAUCAAUAAAGAUGGAUAUAUCACUAAAGAGGAGAUGCUAGACAUCAUGAAGGCCAUCUACGACAUGAUGGGAAAAUGCACUUACCCUGUCCUCAAAGAGGAGACGCCUCGUCAGCAUGUAGAAGUGUUCUUUCAGAAGAUGGAUAAAAAUAAAGACGGAGUGGUAACCAUAGACGAGUUCAUCGACUGCUGCCAAAAUGAUGAAAACAUCAUGCGAUCAAUGCACCUCUUUGAAAAUGUUCUUUAACUUUUGGCUGGCUGCGGAGGCUUUGGAAGAGAACAUCAUCUUUAGCUUGGCCCAACAACUGACUUGGACUCAUACUGUGUACAGUGCGCUAUGCAGACUUCUGACCAUAGAUAAAAUGUUGUUCAUUACUGUGGGCCACAAGUAGG
Messenger RNA from Chelmon rostratus (copperband butterflyfish), 919 nucleotides. RefSeq names its product potassium voltage-gated channel interacting protein 4a (gene kcnip4a). The transcript has 9 exons. The coding region runs from base 45 to 773 and encodes 242 amino acids. Gene Ontology annotation, biological process: regulation of potassium ion transmembrane transport. NCBI's taxonomy places the organism in Eukaryota, Metazoa, Chordata, Actinopteri, Chaetodontiformes, Chaetodontidae. Gene Ontology annotation, cellular component: voltage-gated potassium channel complex. Gene Ontology annotation, molecular function: calcium ion binding; potassium channel regulator activity. The record is from RefSeq and is a predicted model, not a curated record.